AUGCAUCACUGCGGGCCGGCAGCGGAUUCGCCAGCCGGUUGGGCAGUCGGCGAUGCGAGGGAAGCCGGCACGGUCGACUCCAGCAGCAGAAGUAGGUUAAGCAGUAGCGGCGUUAGCGAGUCCGCGGGGAGCGGCAACACCGGGGGGGAGAUCAGCACCGGCGGAGAUGGGGGGGACGGCGCAGUGCGCGAGGGCGGAAAGAGCCCGCCUCGAUUCAUCAUGUACCGCAUUAUAGGGAACAACAUGCCGCCGUUGCAGUGCCCUAGCCAGCUCCUCUGGAACACCCAGUACGCGUUGCGGCACGAGGGCGAGUUGGAGGGGUGUGAGAAGCGGUGGGUGAUAAACCAGAUAGUGAACCGCACGGAGCGGGCGCUGCUCAUCGACUCGCUGCUGGCGCACGGCUACUCGCUCAACCACAUCCUCAUCCGCCGCCUCAACCUCUCCAAGAUAUCGCAGUACCCGAGGGAGCAGUGGCUGGACGUGGUGACGGCGCAGAACGAGGCGCGCAACGCCGCCAUUGAUGACGGGGUCAAGGCGGGGGCACGGUGGAUCCUGCCGCUGGACGGCAACCACUUCAUCACCCAGGAGGCCUGGGCUGCCAUCCGCCGGUCCGCGGAGCAGGCGGAGAGCAAGGGGUACAAGUACUUCAAGGUGCCAGUGCACCGGUUGCAUGCGGAGCAGAAGCCAGCAUGGCUGCACGCCAACUCCACCUUCACCACCGUCCGCCGCUACAUCCCCCAGAUGAUUGAGAGCCAACUCGCCUUCCGCAAUGAUGCUCCCGAGCGAUUCAAGGCUGGCAUGGUGUACGGCAUGCAGAACAAGCUGGAGCUGCUGCAGCGUGCGUGUGGCGUGGCAGGGGAGGCGGGGUACAAGGAGCAGUGUGGGUGCGCCGACCUGGGCAAGGAGGGGCAACUGCACCCCUCCGACCCCACCAUUGCUGCCACCUGCGGCUACUCCCUGCGCCUCUGGUUCUUCCCCUGUAACGGCACCGAGCCCGACAAGGUGUUCAACAAUGGUCUAUACCGCAAGAGAUUGCGCACCAAGUCUAGGCAAACCAUGCAUGCUGUAAUCAAGAACCUCAUGCGCCAUCCAAAUGUUUUCUAUGUAUGA
This is a messenger RNA of Closterium sp. NIES-65, 1110 nucleotides long. The record is from the annotation of a GenBank genome assembly. NCBI's taxonomy places the organism in Eukaryota, Viridiplantae, Streptophyta, Zygnematophyceae, Desmidiales, Closteriaceae.